AUGCUUCAUCACAACCAACCCCGCCGCACGUUCACUCUCACCGCAUUCAACUCAACGAAUACCGAUGAUGAUGAUGAUGAUGAUGAUGCCCGUUUCCUAUAUGAGCCUCUUGAGGGAGUCGAAAGAUUCGAGAACUAUCGACCAGGGGGGUAUCACCCCAUACAAAUCGGAGAUCACUUUCACAGUCGAUAUGGAGUUGCUGAUAAGUUGGGACAUGGGUCUUAUUCAACUACAUGGCUGGCCCGUGAUGAACAAUCCAAUAAAUAUGUUGCAAUGAAAGUUUGUACAGCAAACUCAAACCCAAAGGAAGUGGACAUUAUAUCCACUCUCAGUCUUCCUCGUUCUUCUCUAGUCAACGAUCUAGGAAAGACGAUGAUCUCUUCGAUUCUAGAUAGGUUUACCAUUCACGGCCCCAAUGGCAGUCAUGCUUGCUAUGUUACAGCGGCGGCGAGGGUUAGUCUCUCCGGUGCAAAAGAUGGUUCGUGGUAUCGAUUAUUCCAGCUUGACGUUGCCCGGUCAUUAGCCGCCCAACUUGUCCUUGUUGUGGAUUAUGUGCAUGCCCAAGGAAUUGUCCAUGGGGACGUUCACCUAGGCAACAUUCUUCUGAAAGCUCCGCCUAAUUUUGACCAGCUCUCAUUCGAACAAUUACAUGAGAAAUAUGGAACACCAGAACUACAGUCUGUCGUUCGUCUAGAUGGCAAUCUAAAUGGCAAUUCGCUUCCUCCUGGUGUCCCAUCCCACGGUGUUACACCCAUGUGGCUAGGGGAAGCGAGUGAGAAAAUCACACUUGCAGAAGCCAGGAUUUUGCUUAUAGACUUUGGCGAAGCCUUUUCACCCUCAAAUGAACUGAAAUACGAAUCUCGAACCCCCCUUGUCAUCCGACCCCCCGAGGCUCGAUUUGAACCAAAUAAACCCCUAUCUUGCUCAUCAGAUAUCUGGACUCUUGCCUGUACCAUAUGGUCUAUCAUCGCUCAACGGCCAUUGUUUGAAGGAUUUUUCGCGACUGAGAACGAUAUGACCUGUGAGCAUGUCGAUACUCUUGGUGUUUUGCCACCUGAAUGGUGGAGCAAGUGGGAUGCGCGAUAUGAUAAAUCUACUGAGGAUGGUACGCCAAUAAAUCGGGAAUAUUUCCGAUCUUGGGACGAUCGGUUUGAGGAUAGUGUGGAACAGCCCAGGCGUAAAAAGGGAAUCCCGUCGUUUGAUAAAAAGGAGAGGGACGCUAUCUCCGACAUGCUACGGCAGAUGCUCUCAUUCAGACCCGAGGAUCGUCCCACUACCAAGCAAAUUCUGGAGUCAGAAUGGAUGGUGGAAUGGGCUCUGCCUGAAUAUAGCAAGAUUCAAAAUAAUGUAUGA
Penicillium expansum is the source of this 1353-nucleotide messenger RNA. RefSeq lists its product as uncharacterized. Gene Ontology annotation, biological process: spliceosomal complex assembly; regulation of mRNA processing; protein phosphorylation. The transcript has a single exon. Lineage: Eukaryota; Fungi; Ascomycota; Eurotiomycetes; Eurotiales; Aspergillaceae. Bases 1 to 1353 code for a protein of 450 amino acids. The record is from RefSeq and is a predicted model, not a curated record. Gene Ontology annotation, molecular function: protein kinase activity; ATP binding.